AGCCACCCAUGACAUGAGCAGAUACAAUUUGGCUUCUUAAUAAACCAUCUCAACGACUACACAAUUUGUCACCAAACUAAAUCCUAGUAUUCCUCAAAAAACAUCAUCAUCUAAACAUUAUUGUUACACAUUUAUGGCUUUCCUAAGUCAUAACAUAAAUCACUUGUUCAUUACUUUCCUCAUAUUUUGUACCUUUUAUUCAUGUUAUAGUUCAGCCAACGACACAAUUACAUCAUCCAAAUCACUCAAUGACCAAGGGACAAUAACCUCAAACAACACAAAUUUUAACCUAGGAUUUUUCAGUCCAAUAAAUUCAACAAACCGUUACCUAGGAAUUUGGUACAUCAAUGAAACCAACAACAUAUGGAUUGCAAACAGAGAUCAGCCUCUUAAAGAUUCAUCAGGAUUAGUCACAAUUGACAAAUAUGGUAAUCUUGUAAUAUUGAACAGUCAAAAUGGUAUCAUCAUUUGGACAACAAAUAUUUCAAAUAUUUCAAGAAAUUCAACAGCUCAACUUAAUGAUUUAGGAAACUUGAUUCUAAGAGACAUCAAUUCUGGAGAAACAAUUUGGGAUAGUUUCUCACACCCUACAGAUGCAGGUGUUCCAACCAUGAGAAUUGCUGCGAACAAAGUAACACAUGAGAAAAUAGCUUUUGUAUCAUGGAAAAGUGAAAAUGAUCCUUCUUCAGGACAUUUUUCAGCUAGUCUUGAAAGAUUGGAUGCACCAGAAAUUUUUAUUUGGCAUGAUAAAAAUAUUCAUUGGAGAACUGGUCCAUGGAAUGGAACGGUUUUUCUCGGAUCGCCAAGAAUGUUAACGGAGUAUUUAUUCGGUUGGGCAUUAAAUCCCGAUGAUGGUGAUGGAACUGCUUAUUUAACUUACGAUUUCGCCGACAAAACUAAGUUUGGAAUUCUCUCAUUGACAUACCAUGGAACACUUAAGUUGGUUGAGUAUAUUAAUAAAACAGAAUUUCUUAGUUUUGAGAUUGAUCAAAAUGAGUGUGACUUUUACGGAAAAUGUGGGCCAUUUGGGAGUUGUGAUAAUUCUAGUGUACCAAUUUGUAGUUGUUUUGAAGGGUUUGAGCCAAAGAAUUUGGUGGAAUGGAGUUUAAGUAAUUGGACUAAUGGUUGUGUGAGGAAAAAAGGAUUUAACUUGAAGUGUGAGAUUUUGAAGAAUGGAUCAAGUGAUGUUAAACAAGAUGGUUUUUCUGUGAAACAUAAUAUGAAAGUUCCAGAUUUUAUUGAAAGAUCAGUUGGUAAUCAAAAUCAGUGUGAAACAGAUUGUUUGGAAAAUUGUUCUUGUUUGGCACAUGCAUAUGAUCCUUAUAUAGGUUGUAUGUAUUGGAGUGGAGAUUUAAUUGAUUUGCAGAAAUUUUCUUACGGAGGAGUUGAUCUCUUCAUUCGUGUACCGGCAGAACUAGCUACAGUUGCAGAUAAUAAAAAGAAAAAAGGGCUCAACAAGAGUUUAAUAAUCAUUCCUAUUGUUGGAGGGAUAGGAGCACUUACAUUUGUUAUAUGUGCUUAUCUUUUGUGGAGGAAGUGUUCUGCUAGACAUAAAGAAGGACAGCCUCAAAACUCGAUUAUGAGAGGACAAAAACAAAUGAAAUUGGAUGAACUACCACUAUAUGAUUUUAAAAAGCUCGAAACUGCCACAAACAAUUUUCACAUUGAUAACAUGCUUGGGAAGGGAGGUUUUGGCCCAGUAUACAAGGGAAUAAUGGAAGAUGGCCACGAAAUUGCGGUGAAAAGACUCUCAAAAGCAUCUGGACAAGGAAUAGAAGAAUUCAUGAAUGAAGUAUUAGUGAUUUCAAAACUUCAACAUCGCAAUCUUGUAAGACUUAUGGGUUGUUGCGUUGAAAGGGGCGAGCAAAUGUUGGUUUAUGAGUUCAUGCCAAAUAAGAGUUUGGAUGCCUUUCUCUUUGAUCCACUACAAAAGAGAAUUUUAGAUUGGAGAAAGAGAUCAAACAUAAUCGAAGGAAUAGCUCGAGGUAUACUCUAUCUUCAUAGAGACUCGAGACUAAGGAUCAUACAUAGAGAUUUGAAAGCAAGCAACAUCUUACUUGAUGGUAACAUGAUUCCAAAAAUAUCAGACUUUGGUUUAGCUAGAAUUGUUAAAGGUGGAGAAGAAGAUGAUGAAGCUAACACAAAGAGAGUUGUUGGAACAUAUGGUUAUAUGCCGCCUGAAUAUGCAAUGGAGGGACUUUUCUCUGAGAAAUCAGAUGUCUAUAGUUUUGGGGUUUUAUUGCUAGAGAUUGUUAGCGGAAGGAGAAAUAGUAGCUUUUAUCACCACGAGGAUUCUCUUAGUCUUGUAGGCUUUGCAUGGAAGCUAUGGUUAGAGGACAACAUUAGAUCUCUAAUAGAUCCAGAAGUAUGGGAUCCAUGCUUUGAGAGCAGCAUGUUGAGGUGCAUACACAUAGGACUUCUAUGUGUGCAAGAACUUCCAAGAGAAAGACCAAAUAUAUCAACUGUUGUUUUGAUGCUUAUAAGUGAGAUUACACAUCUUCCUCCUCCAGGGAAAGUUGCAUUUGUUUACAAGCAAAAUCCAAGAAGUACACAAUCUUCUCAAAAAAGUCAUCAAUCUACCUCAAACAACAAUGUAACUCUGAGUGAAGUUCAAGGCAGAUAAACUAAUAUGCCUAUGGUGAUUUGGUGUUAAUGGCCAAACCGAAACAAUUGGGUUACAACUAAGUAACAGAACAAGGAAACUUCUAUACUGUUCGGACUAAAUUUGUGAUGCAUGCUAUGUUCUUAUUGAUGUUUAUAGAUGGGACCAGCUGUGAUAGAUGAGUUAAUUUGGGUCCAUCGAUUCAAAUAUUGAGAUUUUAUGUUUUCUUUUUUUGUUACUAUGAUAUAGGUACGAAGUUUUCAUCAUUGUUAAAGAUGACUAAUCUCCAACGAGAAAUAUGUGAGACGCACAAAAUGGUUCUUUCCUCCCAA
This is a messenger RNA of Trifolium pratense (red clover), 2934 nucleotides long. Its product is annotated as G-type lectin S-receptor-like serine/threonine-protein kinase At1g11300. Gene Ontology annotation, molecular function: ATP binding; protein serine/threonine kinase activity. Gene Ontology annotation, biological process: recognition of pollen; protein phosphorylation. The transcript is spliced from 7 exons. The coding region runs from base 134 to 2623 and encodes 829 amino acids. Lineage: Eukaryota; Viridiplantae; Streptophyta; Magnoliopsida; Fabales; Fabaceae. The record is from RefSeq and is a predicted model, not a curated record.